CCCUUGCCUUGUUCAACUCUCUCUCCCUCUCUCUCUCUCUCUACUGUGAAAAUCAUAUCCGAAGCUUUGCCUUCGACGACUGCCCACGGAAAUUAGAGAACCAUGAGGAAGCCUUGCUGCGACAAGCGAGACACCAACAAGGGUGCGUGGUCGAAGCAAGAGGACCAGAAGCUCAUCGAUUACAUUCAAAAGCACGGCGAGGGUAGCUGGCGAACUCUUCCACAUGCCGCCGGUCUGCUCCGUUGCGGCAAAAGUUGCCGGCUGAGAUGGAUAAACUAUCUGAGGCCGGACCUCAAGAGGGGCAACUUCGCCGAGGAUGAAGAAGAUCUCAUCAUCAAACUUCAUGCACUCCUCGGCAACCGGUGGUCGCUUAUAGCUGGAAGGUUGCCGGGACGUACUGAUAACGAAGUCAAGAACUAUUGGAACUCUCACUUAAGGAGGAAACUCCUAAAGAUGGGGAUUGACCCCAAUAAUCACCGGUUGAACCAAAAUCUCCCUCGCUCUCAAACCUCGAAUGCCUCCGGCAGCACUUCCUCGUCCAGUUUGAAGACCAACACAACCCCGGCCGAUAAGUCCUCCAAGAGCGCUGGUGAUCAUCACGAGGUAUUCAAGGGGGAGAAUGUUUCGGGGGAUAUCCCACAUGGCUUGCCCGAUUUGAACCUCGAUCUCACAAUUAGCGUCCCGUCUUCUUCGCUUACUAAAGUUGAGGAAGAGGUGCAAAAUCCGUAUGCCUCCACAGUAGCGAGGGACAUCGGAAGCGCCGAAUCCCCCACUUUGCUUCUCUUUGCAUGAUGACUCAUUUGUCGCCCACAGAUUUCUAGAAGAUUCGAAAAGGAACAAAGUACAAAGGAGUAUGCAUGAUGCGUGACUACGGUUAGUGCACAAGGAGACGAUUAAUCUCGUGAAGUUCAACGCCUUUUCCCAAGUGCUAGAAAAUCGAAAUCAUCGGAGACUUAAAGCGACGAUCUAUGAAGAGGGAUCGAGGAAACACGGGCUGAAUCAGAGAAGCUAACCCGUGGCUUUUGCCAUUCGAGAGGAAAAAACGGCACAUUUGUUGCUCAAUUAUUUGCAAAUGGAGCCUCGUUAAUCGUCACCAUGCAUAACGGGAGGAGAUCAAACAUGAUGAUUCAAAAAUUGCUUCAUCUCAAUCUAGUAAAGUUGAGGUCUGGAUUUCCGAGCUUGAGAAAUUCUAUUUGUUGUAAAUGUAUUGUUUCACCACAGAAAUAUAGUUGAGAAACUGUAAUCAUCA
Messenger RNA from Syzygium oleosum, 1249 nucleotides. RefSeq names its product MYB-like transcription factor 4. Lineage: Eukaryota; Viridiplantae; Streptophyta; Magnoliopsida; Myrtales; Myrtaceae. The coding region runs from base 103 to 792 and encodes 229 amino acids. The record is from RefSeq and is a predicted model, not a curated record. The transcript has 3 exons.